Molecule: messenger RNA, 1385 nt
Organism: Glycine soja
Lineage: Eukaryota; Viridiplantae; Streptophyta; Magnoliopsida; Fabales; Fabaceae
Exons: 4
Coding region: 68-1144 (358 amino acids)
Molecular function (GO): zinc ion binding; nucleic acid binding
Source: RefSeq, a predicted model, not a curated record
AUCUUAUAAGCACUUGUUUUUCUUUCCUAGUGUUUUUUUUCAUUUGUUUCACUUUUCAAAUUUUGUCAUGGAGUUCAAAUAUCGUGAUGGUCAAAUCCGAAGGACACCAUCACCAUUGCGGAGCCCUCUUCCUUCCAACUCCUAUGUCUCCAAUCGCCCAUUACAUGGGUGUGACUUUGCAUCAGGUGGCUUUCCUAGUAAUGUUUCAGCGCCAAGAGUUUUCCCAAUGGUCAUGCCGAUCAAUGUCAACGAAGUAUUCCAACGAGAGUUGGAGAAAGAGAAAAUAUGGCGAGAGCUAGAGAAGGAAAAAAUCAGGAGAGAAAUCAUUGCUCGUGAGAUGGCUUUUGCACAACGACGAGAGUUGGAAGAUGAAGUGAGAAAGGAAAUGGAGUUAGAGAGAACAUCUAGAAUGUCGAUGCAAAGAUCAGAGGGGAUUGCAUUUCGAGAACCAAUUUCAGAGUCUAUUAAUCAAAGUCGGUCGAAUAACAUUACCAUGUUUGGUGGGCUACCAUUCCAUUUAUCGUCCCAAGCUUCUAAGCAAAUUCACACGGAUAAUAUCCAAUUUGAUAACAAAGAAGCUUCUAAUAGCAAGGAUAAAGUGAUUAUAUUGAAUAAGCCAAAUGAUCAUUGUGGAGAAAAGCGCAAAGCAAUGACACUUGCAAUUGAUGACAAUGAGAGUCUACGGAAGAAAGCCAAGAAGGAGUGGACUUGCGAGUUGUGUCAAAUUUCUACAACAAGUGAGAAAGGCUUGAAUGAUCAUAUUCAAGGGAAAAAACAUAAGGCUAACAAAGAAUCCACUAGAACUCAAAAAAUAGGGCUCGAUUCAAGACCAGAAAGUGAAACACUUCAUUCUUGUUUCACACCCGCGGACACAUGCAAUCUGGAAUCUGAAGAAAAGGGCCAAGUUGUCCAAAACAGCAAAGGUUUAGGUGAUUUGGACGAUCAAAAUAAAACAACUACUAGUAAACAAGCACAUGAAACAAGCGCACUAUCAAAAGGGAAGAAAUUUGAAUUUUGGUGUGAGCUUUGUCAAGUUCAAACUCAAUCAGAAAUUGUCAUGCAAAGUCAUCACAAUGGAAAAAAACACUUGAGAAAUAUGAAGAAAUUGAAUCACAACAAUGAUGGUGUUGCAAAUCUUGGAUAACAAUACAACCCAUGUUAUAUGUUGAGUAGUGUGUACCUUCAUAAAAGUUUAUUUCUUUCAUUUAUUAAUGUGCUAUUUUUUAUAUGCUUUAAAAGUUAUGAUUAUAGAGUUAUAUGAUGAGGAACCCAUUUAACCUGGUGUGAAAAAAGCCUGAGGCAUUGCAUCUUUAUUUAAAUGUACAUCCCUGAAAUUGAAGAGAUAAAUUAAAGAAGAAGAAAAAAAUAUUAUUUUGAAAAUAAAA